Abrus precatorius (Indian licorice) is the source of this 3743-nucleotide messenger RNA. Its product is annotated as squamosa promoter-binding-like protein 1. Lineage: Eukaryota; Viridiplantae; Streptophyta; Magnoliopsida; Fabales; Fabaceae. Gene Ontology annotation, cellular component: nucleus. The transcript has 11 exons. Gene Ontology annotation, molecular function: DNA binding. The coding region runs from base 280 to 3366 and encodes 1028 amino acids. The record is from RefSeq and is a predicted model, not a curated record.
UUUAGUUGAAGAAAUUCAACACUCUUUCUGGAGUUUCAAUUUCAACGACAGAGAAGUAAAUGGGUUUGGGACAGUGGUGGAGAUUCCUUUACUUUUACCAAAACCAUGAGGCAUGAUGAUGAUGACUAUGUGGUCACACAGAGAAUAAAAACUAACACAAUAGAGUGAUGAGUCAGAGCAGUCAGCACAGAAAAAAAGAGGUGGGAUUGGAAUUGGAGUUUGUUGUAACGUAACAAGUUGUUCAACCCAGAGGGCGUGGUUGUUUUUGUUGGAUUUUGCAUGGAGGCUGAGUUUGGAGGGAAGAAUCAGUACUUGUAUAUGAAGGCUGUUGGCAAUGGGAAGAGGAGUUUGGAAUGGGAUUUGCAUGAUUGGAAUUGGGAUGGUGAUCUUUUCACUGCUCAACCACUAAAUUCAGUGCCAUCAGAUUGUAGGAGUCGCCAGUUUUUCCCACCACAUCCUGAAACUCCUGCAAAAAAUACUAAUACAUCCAACAAUUUGUCGUCUUCUAUAUUCAGCUCCGGAGAAGGAAAGAGAGAAUUGGAGAAAAGAAGGAGGGGUGUUGUAGGUGAAGUUGCAAGGGAGGAACUGAAUGAUGAGGGUGGUUCUCUUAAUUUGAACCUUGGGGGUCAAGUUUACCCUGUUAUGGUGGAAGGGGAGGAAAAAAGUGGAAAGAAGACAAAGGUAAUUGAGAGCACUGCUCCUACUACUACUACUUCUAACCGUGCUGUUUGUCAGGUGCAAGAUUGUAGGGCUGAUCUUAGUAAUGCCAAGGAUUACCACCGUCGGCACAAGGUUUGUGAUGUGCAUUCUAAGGCCACUAAGGCACUAGUAGGAAAUGUUAUGCAGCGUUUUUGUCAACAGUGUAGCAGGUUUCAUGUUCUUCAAGAGUUUGAUGAAGGGAAGAGAAGUUGUCGUAGGCGUCUGGCAGGCCAUAAUAAGAGGAGGAGGAAAACUCAUCCUGAUGUUACUGUUGUUGAUGGAGGCUCUCUGAAUGAUGAAAGGGGCAGUAGCUAUCUAUUAAUGAGUCUGCUACGGAUACUGACCAAUAUGCAUUCAAAUGGCUCAGAUCAUACAAGGAACCAGGAUAUCCUAUCUCAUCUGCUGAGGAACCUGGGAAGUCUGGCUGGUACAAUUAAUGGAAGAAGUUUAGCCUCCUUAUUGGAGGAAUCUAAAGGUUUGUUAAAUGCUGGGAUGCCCGGAGCUUCUCAUGAUAAACCCAAUCUUAAUUCAAAUGGUCCUGAAGCUUCCAGGCCUUCUGGUUCUUCCAUCAAAUCAGAUACUGGCUUCAUCGCUCAGGACCCUCCAAUGUCUGUGGCACAGUGUGAAACCAUGCCUGCUUAUGGUGUGACACAAAAAUGUAUACCUUCAGGUGAUGGUGGAGUUGGAAAUUUAGAACUUCCUUCAGGACUACUGCCCUCAAGUGUAAGUCAAUCAAUGGACAACCUUCCGUCCCAUUUAACCGCAGCAGAGCCAGAGACUACAGUUGGAAGGGACAGAUUAAACGACAUUGACCUGAAUAAUGCAUACAGUGAUAUACAAAAUACUGUUGAGAAUCCUAAGAAGCCUUAUCCUCAUGUGGCUUCAGAGAUGGGGUCUAUUGAUCAUCCUUCAUGGUUGCAAUGCAAUUCCCUCAAAUAUAGUCCUCCGCAAACAGGUACAAACGCAGAGUCAACCUCAACCCGAUCUCCAUCUAGUUCCAGUGGAGAAGCUCAGAGUCGCACAGGUCGAAUUGUCUUUAAACUCUUUGGAAAGGAUCCAAAUGAUUUUCCCCUUAUUCUCCGAUCGCAGAUCCUCAACUGGUUAUCCCAUAGUCCCACUGAGAUAGAGAGCUAUAUAAGGCCAGGCUGUAUCAUAUUAACAAUAUAUCUCCGUCUAGAAAAAUCUGCAUGGGAGGAGCUCUGCUGUAAUCUAGGAUCCAACCUGAGAAAGCUUCUUGCUGGGUCAAAUGAUUCUUUUUGGAAAACAGGAUGGAUAUAUGCAAGGGUGCAACACUCUGUAGCUUUUCUUAAUAAUGGUCAGGUAAUCUUAGAUGUGCCACUGCGUUUCAAAAGUCCACAAGAUUGUAAGAUAUCAUACAUUAAACCACUUGCUGUUCCUAAAAGUUCUUGUGCUCAAUUUAUUGUGAAAGGAUUCAACCUUUUUCAGUCUAGCACAAGGUUGUUCUGUGCACUUGAAGGAAAAUAUCUGGUACAUCAUAGUUGUCUUGAUUUGAUUGAUGGAGCUGAUUUAGCCACUCAGUAUCUCAGCUUCUCUUGUCAAAUACCAAAUGUAACUGGGAGGGGGUUUAUUGAGGUGGAAGAUCAUGAUCUUAGCAGUUGUUCCUUUCCAUUUAUAGUAGCAGAGCAAGAUGUUUGUUCAGAGAUCUGCAAGCUGGAAAAUGUGGUUGAGGCAGCUGAGACUACUGACGACAUCAAGAUAAAAAACCAACAAAUGGAAGAAAAGACUCGAGCUUUGGAUUUCUUACAAGAAAUGGGCUGGCUCCUUCAUAGAUCUCAUGUGAAAGUUAGGCUAGGUUCCAUGGUUCCUACCCAUGAUCCCUUCCAAUUCAAGCGGUUCAUGCGGCUUGUUGACUUCUCCAUGGACCAUAGUUGGUGUGCUGUGAUGAAAAAACUCUUGGACAUUAUAUUUGAGGGUGGUGUUGAUACAGGAGAGCAUGCUUCCAUUGACCUUGCAUUGUUAGACAUGGGCCUUCUACAUAGAGCUGUGAAGAGAAACUGUAGGCCUAUGGUAGAACUACUAUUAAGACUUACUUCAUAUGGUGCAGACAGUGAAGUGAAUCAAGUUGACAAGGCUAAUGAUAAGUUCUUAUUUAGACCUGAUACUGUUGGCCUAGCUGGGUUGACUCCUCUUCAUGUUGCAGCAAGUAUGAAUGGCACAGAAAAUGUGUUGGAUGCAUUAACCGAUGAUCCAGGAAUGUUAGGAAUUGAAGCAUGGAAAAGUGCUCAGGACAACAGAGGUUUGACACCCAAUGACUACGCAUGCCUCCGAGGAUAUUACUCCUACAUUCAACUUGUCCAAAAGAAGAUCAACAAACAAGGUGAAAGACAACAUGUGGUUCAUAUCCUUAGUACUGUUGUAGAUAGUAACACAAAGCAGAAGUCAGAUGGGCAUAGGACAUGUAAAGUUUCAAGUUUGCAGACUGAGAAGAUUGAAACCGCAGCAACGGCGCGUCAAUGUGGGCUAUGCCAGCAUAAGCUGGCUUAUGGUGGCAUGAGAACAACACUGGUUUAUAGGCCAGCCAUGCUCUCAAUGGUGACCAUAGCAGCAGUUUGUGUCUGUGUGGCUUUGCUCUUUAAAAGCUCACCUAGAGUUUAUUAUGUGUUCCAACCCUUCAACUGGGAAUCAUUGAAGUAUGGAACAAUCUAAUGCUGUAUAUAAGUCCAAGUUUUGGGGUAUAUAUGACAUAUUAUAAUAGUAGUAGUGCAGUCAUCAAAAUAUAUGGGGGAAGCCCAGGGUUGACACUUCAGCUGUUGAGCACAGAAUCUUGAUUAUGCUGCAACCUAUUAAAUAUUGGGUCAAUGUUAUGUUAUGGCCAUUAUGGGUGUUAGGAUAGGGAUAACGGUUGUCGGCAAUUUGAGGAAGUUACCUUGUCUUAAUCAUUAUUGAAUAAUAUAAAAUAUUUACAGUUUAGUUUAAUUUUCUUUUAACCAUCAUGAUUUAUAUAUGUAUGACAUUAGUUGAAUAUGAUUUUAAUAAUUGAUAUCAUUAUGGUGAGGUCACCGUAAUGAUGUUGAAUCAUUGAU